UAACAUAAUUAUAUUGUUUGGUUUAAUUAGUCUGGUCCUCUUCCCUAAGUAAAGGAGACGGGAACCAGACAGUGGUGAUUUUUCUGAGUUUGGCAUUUGUUGAUAUUCUUCUAACAAUGGAGUAUACAUUUGAAGGCUGUCCCCACCAUAAUAUAUGUUUAUAUAAUGAAUUAAACAUCCAAAUAGGUUUUGAGGAGUGUAUUGAUAUACGAAGAAAAGUGAAAGCCUUUGAAGCGACCAAUAAGGAUAGAAUUUCUGUUUUCCACCCGUAUCUUGAGACAAUUUGUGCAGGGAGUGUGGCGGAAGGAUUCCGACAUGGACAGACUGAUCGAGACUAUGUGAAAGUCCUCAAAGACAUUACUGUAUUGGAUUGUGACACUGAAGUUGUUUAUUCUCGAGAACCAAACACAAAAAUAACUUUGCGUAUAAGUAAGGACCCCAGCUGUUGGAAAGAAGGCUACGUUAUGUUGAAGUACACUAGUGAUGGCAAGGACACUUUUGAAGACCAUGCGAAAUGUAUUGAUUAUGCUAAUAUUAAUGGCUUUGUGUCUAGUCGCCGAUUCAAAGAAUGGUGGAUCAAGAAGAACAUACAUUUAGAUGCAAAUAUUGAUUUCUUUAUACAUGGCCCGUGUGUUUCUGUUUCCGGCUUGUCGUCUGAUCAAGACAUUGCAUUUUCUUUGGAAUGUCCGUUUUGGCCAACACAAGCAAGAGAGUGGAUAAGCAGACCUCGGCUUUGGCCAUCACAAAAAUUGGUAAAUGAAAUCGUACAAAAUGGAUGCCACAUUGUUCCCCUUGGUCCCUUGAAAGACGUCAAAGAUGAUAUGUUAUGGAGGUUGUCCUUUAAUAAAGCCGAACAGAAGCUGAUUUUUGCAUUCAACCAGACACAGUUUUUAUGUUACGGCCUCUUUAAAAUAGUCCUGAAAGAAUGCAUUGAGAAAAUGGAAAGUUACCCAGAAAACACACUUUGUUCUUAUUUCAUCAAGACACUGAUGUUUUGGAUGAUUCAAGAUACAGAAACUGAUCUGUGGCAACCACACAACAUUGUGAUUUGCUAUGUAAUGUGUUUUGUACGUUUGUUGGUGUGGGUAAAAAAAGAGGAGUGUCCAAACUUUUUCAUUCCAUCCAGAAAUAUGUUUGAAACCAAAGUAAAUAUAAAAACAAAAGAGCUUCUUCUGAAAACAUUAAAAGAAACUCUUAAAAUGGGCAUAUGGAACUGCUUUGCCAAAUGUUCGAAACGUUUUUUCAUUAAUAAUCACCAUGGACAUUCAAAAACGCUAUUUAUGAAACCAUAUUUUGUUGACCAAUCAUUUUUACGAGAAUGUAGAGUGUUAUCGUCUUCAUUUUUAGUAGAGGACUUGUGCCAGUUUGACCAGAUUGACCAACACCCAGCUACAACCUCCUCUGAACUUGAAGCCGAGUUCUUAGUUUGUCAACGUUUAUCAAUGUACCAAAGAAAAGCGCAAAAUACACAGAAGCCAUUGGAAUAGUUGAAGACACAUCACGAAGUUUGAGCAAAUUUACCUUCUAUGCAGGAAUAAAUGGUGCAGAUAUCACGAAGUUAGACGAAACUUUUUUAGAGUAUUUAUGUUCACCUCGGAAUUUGAGAUACUCACUACGAGAAAAA
This is a messenger RNA of Magallana angulata, 1624 nucleotides long. RefSeq lists its product as uncharacterized. The transcript is spliced from 2 exons. Bases 117 to 1487 code for a protein of 456 amino acids. Lineage: Eukaryota; Metazoa; Mollusca; Bivalvia; Ostreida; Ostreidae. The record is from RefSeq and is a predicted model, not a curated record.